UUGGGAUUUUUCUUUUCUCUUGUUGUAUUUAUUAAUAUAUUCUUCACUUGAGGCUACUCACUCCGUUUCAACAGCUUCUUUUGAGAUUCUCCCUAUUCGUUCCAAUUAUUUGGUUUACACCGGUAAUAUUGUAGCUAUUUGCUUUGUUUUCUGGAUUUAUCUGGUAGCUAGUGAAGGGUUUCUGGUAGCACCGUAGUAGUGGAAGGCAACCAAGAGACAGGAGAGAGAGGAUAAACUAGCAAUAUUACUUACUAGUGUAUUCGCCCGUGCAUCGCGCGGUCCUAAAAGUGUAGGAGAGGUAUCAACCCAGCCCAUGAAAAAUGAUAAUAAUUUCUGCUGGAUUGAUAAUAAGAGGAAAGAGAAGCCCAAAGAAGAUGAACUUGUCUGAAAACAUUCGAUGCUUCCUAGAUUGAAAAUAAUCCUAUAAUACUCAUUUAGGAUUUAUUCUUAGCCAUUGGAUGAGCUUCAUCAACUUUGAAUCAAGGCUGUCCAGCUGUUAAAACUGUACAGAAAUAUUUGAUGGCCAAAGUUCACACGUGGAAGCUAAAUAGAUUUUAUUAGCUGUAUUUACUUUUUUCCAUUUAUUAAUUAUAGAAGUUUGUUAUAGCUAGGCUAAUAAUAUUUAGACAGGUGUACAUGAUAGGAAUGUAUAGGAAGGUUCCUUUAUUUCUUUUACUGGUAUAUAUACAUGUAUCAGGCAACAAUGAAUACACAAGAAAAGGAAGGAAAUUUCUAAAUCUGUAUUGUCUUUAAUUUCUAAUAUGGUAUCAAAGCCUAGGGCUAAAACCUUCAAUCAUUCCUUCUUCCAUUCUCUGUCAUUCAUAAAAUUUUCAAUCAACUACAAUGAGUGAUAACAAUGAAACUGUUGUGGUUGCUGGUACUCAGUCUUCAGGCACCCUCGUUGAUUCUUCACACCCUCUUUACAUCCAUCCUUCAGACUCACCAGGUAUGUGCUUGGUGAGUUCUGUCUUCAAUGGGAAAGGAUACGGGGGUUGGAGAAGAGGGGUCCUUAUUGCUUUGUCAGCCAAAAACAAAGUCGGAUUCAUAGAUGGUACCAUCACUCAACCUGCUGUCACUGAUGAGACUUUCAAAUCAUGGACAAGGUGCAAUAAUAUGGUUAUAUCAUGGAUCUUAAACUCCCUCUCAAAAGAAAUAGCAGAGAGCGUGCUUUACUCUAAGACUGCUAAGGAAAUAUGGACUGAUCUUGAAGAGAGGUUUGGUCAAAGCAAUGGCCCCCAACUCUAUCAACUGCAGAAGGAGAUCAGUGAAUUAGCACAAGGAAACUCUGACAUUGCAGGUUAUUAUACUAAGCUUAAGAGACUUUGGGAUGAGCUUGACAGCUUAGACAUAUGUCAACAUUGUACCUGUGAAUGUUCUUGUGGAGGGAAGAGUAAAACCCUCAAGUCACAACAGGAUGCAAGGCUGAUUCAAUUUCUUAUGGGUCUGAAUGAUGCAUAUUCAGGUCCCAGAAGCAGCUUGCUGAUGCUUUCUCCUUUACCAUCAGUUAAUCAUGCUUAUUCUCUUCUCAUUAGGGAUGAGAAACAAAGAGAGGUGCAAGUUUUUCAACAUCCAGGUUCUUCUCAUCAAGGAGAGACUGCUUUCUUUGCUGCAAAACAACAGUAUGAAGGUCAAAAAUUCAAUUAUGAAAAAAGGGAUAAGUAUGAUCCAUAUAAACCUCUGCUGUUCUGCAAUCAUUGCAAGAAACCAAAUCACACAGAAAAAAAUUGCUAUAGACUCAUAGGCUUUCCUGCUGAUUUCAAAUUUACUAGAAGCAAGAAGUUUCCUCCUCAUGCAAGAAGUAAUGCAGUAUUUUCAAGUGUAGAUGGAAUUAGUCAGUCAUCUGGAGAUGGGAACAAGCCUAUGACCCAAGAUCAAUUUCACUCAUUGUAUCAACUACUGCAACAUACUAAAAAUGGAACUCAGGGUGCUCAAGUUACUGAGGACAUUGCUGCUGCUAAUACAGCUGGCCCCUUCCCUGAAGAGGCCAAUACACCUUGGUAGAGUAAAGCAAGGAGUCUACAUAUUCCAUUCAGUCAGACCUUCUCCAGUCAAGCCUAGAGUUUCAGCUUCUAUUAGCAAUAGUUUUCCUAGAGUUUCAUCUUGUAAUAAAUCAAAAGUUGUUUCUA
Lycium barbarum (goji berry) is the source of this 2126-nucleotide messenger RNA. RefSeq lists its product as uncharacterized. The record is from RefSeq and is a predicted model, not a curated record. Bases 844 to 2001 code for a protein of 385 amino acids. Lineage: Eukaryota; Viridiplantae; Streptophyta; Magnoliopsida; Solanales; Solanaceae. The transcript has 2 exons.